Messenger RNA from Topomyia yanbarensis, 2939 nucleotides. Its product is annotated as DDB1- and CUL4-associated factor 6-like. Lineage: Eukaryota; Metazoa; Arthropoda; Insecta; Diptera; Culicidae. Gene Ontology annotation, molecular function: protein binding. Gene Ontology annotation, cellular component: cytoplasm; Cul4-RING E3 ubiquitin ligase complex. The coding region runs from base 600 to 2690 and encodes 696 amino acids. The record is from RefSeq and is a predicted model, not a curated record. The transcript is spliced from 6 exons. Gene Ontology annotation, biological process: positive regulation of transcription by RNA polymerase II.
UUAGCGGCGAUCAAUCAGCUCACAGCUGACGUUUAUCGCAGCAAAGUAGGUAUAUUAAAAAAAUAUUUUGAAUUUUCUCUAACUACUGCUGGCUUCCGUGAGUGAAAAGUUCGUGAAUAUAAUAAUAAUUGCAAACCUUAAAGUAAUAAGAUUCAUGCGUUCUCUUUAAUGUACAUUUAACGUAUGUUACCAAAGAAAUCAACAAUUUUCAGCUAAUUUCAGAAGUGCUUCCGUACGCGACGCGACGACGACCGUGUCAGCAUGCCACUGGUGCUAAGGUUUGCCAUCAGUGAGCUGCUAGCAGCGAGCGGUUCUCGCCAUCCCUCGUUUCUGCUGGCCUGCUUCUUGUAGUGCAGAUAGACUUAGCAAACCGAAGCGAUCGUUCCGUUGUGGCUUAAACCAAACAGAACAACAAAGAACGUAAGAUAACAGUCACUGAUAAGAUAGAACCCCAGGUGUUUGUUUAUACUGGCUGAGAGUGGAAGUUAGAUAAUCCGGGCAGUCGGUGGGUGAAAGAAGAAAGGAAAACCAAUCGCAGAAAUCGUACGAACUUUGCGCUCUCCGGGGAAACAAAAUCGUAGUAACUCCGUUGAUCAACGAUGCGACCGGAUCGAAGGACCACCAGUAACAGCGUGUUCCGGACUUUGUACGAUGGCGGGGCGUAUCAUGGGGAGCAGUACGGACCACGUGUGGCCUGCAGUAGUAAAGAUAGCGUAGAUCUAAUCCAACGACUCGACCUGUGGAAGCUGCUCAAGGUGCACAAAGGCUGCGUCAACACCGUAUCCUGGAGCGACGAUGGGCAGCUGUUACUGUCCGGAUCGGACGAUCAGCACAUCGUCAUCAGCAGCCCAUUCACCGGUCGGACGCUGUUUCAGCAUAAGACGACCCAUCGGGCGAAUAUUUUCAGUGCUCGAUUUCUGCCGCAAAGUGGUAACAGUGAGAUUGUGUCCUGCUCGGGCGACGGGAUCGUCCUGUAUACCGAACUGAAGAACGUUGGGCUACAGCCGGAAGAACCAAAUCUAAACUACUUCACCUGUCAUAGCAAUGGGACGACGUACGAGGUGCUGACCGUUCCGUCCGAGCCUCGCUCGUUCAUGAGCUGUGGUGAGGACGGAACCGUUCGAUUGUUUGACCUGCGCAAGCAGAGCCGCUGUAUGAAAACUUGCUGCAAGGAUAACAUUUUAAUUUUGAGUCCGUCCGCUGUGACGGCGAUGGCAUUGGCACCCAUUUCCUUCAACUACAUAGCGGUGGGAAGUUCCGACAGUCACGUACGGAUCUACGACCGACGGUUUCUGAAGCUGGUCGAUUGCAAUGCGGCCGGGUCGCCGAACGAUCGGCACACAGUGCCGGUAAAAAUGUUCACCAAUCCGUCGAUGGAGAAGCGAUCCUUCCGGGUGACUUCGAUCGCUUACAGCCGGGAUGAGAGCGAGCUGCUGGUCAACUACUCAUCCGAUCAUCUGUACCUGUUCGACGCCACCCGGGACGGGAUCGAGGUCCAGGCUGCGCAGGCAUCCAGCAGCUCCGACAAGGGCAAGCGCGGUUCCAAGACGCAGCACAGCAUCGAUAGUCCACCGCCGGUACGUCGGUUGCGCUUGCGUGGUGAUUGGUCCGACACCGGGCCGGAUGCGCGGCCGGCCCGCGAGGUAGCCUCGCGGGUAUUCGGGGCCGGCCAGGCUCGACCACAACUGCAGGCUACGAUCAUGCAUCGUAUGACCGAGGUUCUGUCGCGAAUGUUGGCCGACCCGCGAACGCGAAUCGGACUGACCCACACGAACGAACUGACGAACGAUAGCGAUCUGGCGAAUGUGGUCGAUGAUUUUCGCACCUUCGCCAGCAGUACGGCCGGGCAGGAUUCAGCCGACGCUGGACAGGGCCAGGAGCCGCAGCCAUCGACGAGUGGAACGCAACCGGAGCGGCGGCGGCGGCAACGGUCCGCGGAAGGUAACGACGAAGAUGACGAUCAUGAUGACGAUGACGACGACGACGACGAAAAAGAUGUUAACACCAAACCAACCCAAAGAAAAAAGUCUGAUAGUAAUCAGUUAGAUUCGGCGUACGAAGCAAGAUUGAAAGAACUGCAUGAUCUCGAACGGAAAAUCAUAAACUACGACUACGUGAUUAGGAAGUUUGUUGGCCAUCGAAACGCUCGAACAAUGAUCAAGGAAGCCACCUUCUGGGGCAACGACUACAUCAUGUCCGGUUCGGAUUGCGGUCACGUUUUCACCUGGGAACGGGCUACCGGCCGGCUAGUGAUGCUAAUGGAAGCCGAUCAACAUGUAGUGAACUGCGUUCAACCUCACCCGAUUCUGCCAAUCCUGGCUACCUCCGGAAUCGAUUACGACAUCAAAGUGUGGUCUCCGAUGGGCGAGGAGAAAACCCGCUUCGAUCAGGAAUCGGCUAAUGAUCUCAUGGAACGGAACGCGGUGAUGCUGGAGGAAACCAAAGACACCAUAACCGUGCCAGCUUCCUUUAUGAUACGAAUGUUGGCGUGUAUCCACUCGCUUCGGAAUCGACGUGGCGGUCAGGCACCAGCUGCUAAUGGCAAUGACGGCAAUAACGGCACCAGCAAUAAUAAUAACGGCGAAGGUGACGCGGAUGAUACCAACAAUGGUAACGGUGGUAGUUCGAGUAGCUCAGGUCAGGACGCCGCCGAUGCGAGUGGAAGUGCUAACUCGGAACACUUUCUGUGAGGGACACCGGCCGUUGCUACAGGUAGGUAAUGUAUGAUGACGAUUGCUAGCCGAAACGGGACUCUGUAUUAUAUAAAUGCUUGCGAGCCGUCCCUUCCCGUUAUACCCAUUUAUUCCAGGCAAUAGUGAACAUUAACUCAUUUAUUGGAUGUGUAUUAACACAACUCAGCCGGCAGAGCAAACAAGCAAGAUGUGAUUUUUGUUGUACGAUCCGUUAUGACGAGUAUAAUUAUUACUAGAGAAGACAGA